Molecule: messenger RNA, 1176 nt
Organism: Botrytis fragariae
Lineage: Eukaryota; Fungi; Ascomycota; Leotiomycetes; Helotiales; Sclerotiniaceae
Exons: 5
Coding region: 1-1176 (391 amino acids)
Source: RefSeq, a predicted model, not a curated record
AUGGGGAGAGGAAAUUUUCAAAGACGGAAGGGGAAGAGCCACAACAAAAUCAUGCCAGGAGCUUCUUUGAAAGGCCAUUUAAUGGCGAAGGGGUUCAACGCUGCAGCAGCGAGACAAACCCUGAAAGUGCAAAAGAAACACUACAGACUCGUGAAUGAGCGUACUGACGUCAAAUCUCAAAACUGGGCGAAUUCUGUUCAUCCUCAGAAGGAGAUGUGUUUACUCCUAGAUCUAUUGCCCGAAGUGCGUCUGAUAAUCUGGGAGUUUUGUAUCCUUAAUCUUCCUUGCGGCCGCAAACCUAUCACAGUAGCGAUUUCUCAACCGCAAUUUAAUCGAGAUCGGCAUGUGCUUCAGGGCCCAAUCCCUUUACGUGGUAGCAAGAGAUUCUACCUACAAAAACAAGCCUGCUCUCGCCAAAAGUACUUCGACCAAGUACACCCUACCUUUAGAGCCCAAAUUUUCAAUCUCUUUAUGAUUUGUCGGCAGGCAUAUCUUGAAAUUGGGGGCGGUGCCCUUUUAUACAAAACGAAGACUUUUAGAUUCCUUGAUCCGAUGGUUCUGUUUAGAUUUUGUUUUAAAAUCCAACGCCACUUUUUCUUUAUACAAAGUAUGACUAUUGAAUAUGAUAUCUCUUCUGACCGGGCCUUUUUUUUUUGUCAUGUCUACGUUUUCGAUGAUUUUCCAUCGAUAAGGAUUCUAAGUCGCGAGAUUUUCAAUAGUACAGCGCCUCACUUUAAAAUCCAUGGAACCCUUUUCCCAAGUUAUCACGGACAAGUAGUACUCCAUAAACUCUGCAGCGGUCCGACACUAUGGAAGUGGAAUCUAAAACCCGAGAAAGUUGACAACAUCAAAGACUUCGACAUUGAUGUCAGCUACGAUGAUGCCUGGCCUAGCUACUUUAGAUUUGGCGGAGACAAAAAUGGUUGGCACCUUGUCAGGAAUCUACAUGCUAUGCAAAAUAUCGACAUGAGUGAACUUGUGCAGCGUCUCAUGGAAAGGUAUCCGUACUACAAAAAAUGUGGUGUUAGAGAGCAAACCUCGACCCGCAUAGAGGACACAUGGGUUGAUGUCUGCGAACCUAUCCUUGUGCCAGAAACUGCACUGAAACUGUUACAGAAGAAGAACGAGAAAGAGGAGAGGGAGAGGUUGGAGGAGAUAUCGGAGGAGCAAAAUUAA